Molecule: messenger RNA, 2892 nt
Organism: Exophiala oligosperma
Lineage: Eukaryota; Fungi; Ascomycota; Eurotiomycetes; Chaetothyriales; Herpotrichiellaceae
Exons: 6
Coding region: 102-2528 (808 amino acids)
Molecular function (GO): ATP hydrolysis activity; ATP binding
Source: RefSeq, a predicted model, not a curated record
AUCAUCACCAGCAAUCUUGUUGUGCUCUCAAAUUAUCAGUUGGACGACUGCAGAGGAUCAAAUCUCUUGAACCUUCAAAUUGCUCUUCAUAUCAUCAAAAUAUGGCUUUUACUGCGGAUACUGAUUUGAUGACGAACAGCCAUGUGCUAAGCAAUGGAUGCCCUCCCAUUUCCGGUCAGAAUGUAACCCCUAAUGCCUCUGUCGAAAGUCUGGUGCCAUUCAACAUCAUACCGCAGAAUACCGGGAGCAUGGUAAACACGAUCUCGAGCACACUAACUUCUGAUGAAGAGGAUGUCUCGAUUACCGUCAUCUCCACCGAUAUCUUGGAAGUCAUCUUCGACUACGCGUUGAACAAAUUUGACAACUGUCGAGAUCGGCUUGAGGCUGGGAGACCCAAGUUUAUAUCGGUUCUCAACAAGUUUGUCGAAGCAGGAGUCCGCAUCGAUAUGUGUCUUCCAGCAUUCCCCUUCAAAUCGGCGAACAAAGUCUACAAGGCUCUCGGUUUCCUGCCCGACAAGGCCGAGGAGAUCGCCUUGGCCAGGUUGCACAACAUGUGUAGGCGCAUUGAGGACAUAUAUGCACCGGGGGCUCAUGUUGUCAUUAUUUCGGAUGGGCUUGUCUACAACGAUCUGCUAGGCAUUUCGGAUAGAGACACUUGGCAUUAUGGACAAGCUCUUCGAGAAAUGGCCGUCGAAAAGGGAUUCACCAAUAUCGGAUUCUCUAGAUUGAGAGACUUUGUGGAUUUCAAAUUACCGGACUCCUUGGACGAGAUUUCCUACGUCGCUAACGCUACUAAUUUCCGUCGUUUCAUUCUCAACAAAUUUGGGAAAGAAGGCCUGGACGUAGAUCAGCUAAUUGCUGAUGACGAAGAUACCCGACUGACUUAUCAAGGUUACCGAAGGUUCUUGAUGUCAGACUUGCGACACAUUUACACACUUGGGGGAACGCGGACCAGCAAUACAUACAAAAGGGAGACGAAGUAUUUGGCCAAGCAAAUGCUUGUUCGAGGCUACGCUUUUGCGGGCGCGAUCAAACAGAACUUCCCAAAUCAUCUACGACUUUCAAUUCAUCAGUCUACCGGAGAGCACAAAGUCUCCAUGAGUUUGCUGAACACCAAAACGGGGUUCACGACACCUUGGCACUGCAGUGUCGCGCUGAUGGCUGAUGGAGAAUGGAUGAGUGCGCCAAUGGGAGACUUCAAGGAGAAUCCUAGAAUGAAAGUCGUUGAAGAAAAAGGCCGUCCAAGUUACUUUCGAGAAAUGACAGACGAGGAAUUCUUAGAAGAGCCAAAUCGGGCAGACGAGGCCGCCAUAGUGCAAUUUGAAGAUCCGACCGUCAGCGAAAAUUAUGAGCAGGAGAGAAACGAAAACUUUGUCCACUGGGAGGAUCUGACUUAUGAUGUCAAGAGUGGCGGCAAGAGAAAAAGACUUCUAGAUCAAGUCGAUGGGUGGCUGAGGGGCGGAACGUUGACGGCAUUGAUGGUAGGUGCCUUGUCCUUCUCUCUACUUUUACUGAUCAAUUCGGUCCUUCAGGGCGUCAGUGGAGCUGGUAAAACCAUUCUGCUAGAUAUCUUGGCCAAUCGUUCGACUUCUGGGGCCGCCCAUGGCGAUAUUCUGGUAAAUGGCCAGCCUCGAAAUAUUGCCUCCAAGAACAUGGCCGGUGUUGUAUAUCAGUCUGAUUUACAGUUCCCUGGCGCGACCGUCAGAGAGGCAUUGAUCUUCAGUGCCAUACUGAGGCAACCCAAAACGACCCCAUACGUCGAGAAGAUUGCCUAUGCUGAGGAAGUAGUUCACCUCAUCGGGAUGGAAGCACUUGCCGAUACAGCCAUAGGAACAGGUGGAGAAGUUUUGAAUAGCGAACAAAGAAAACGACUGGCGAUUGGAAUCGAGCUUGCUGCCAAACCUACCACCUUGAUCCUGCUCGAUCAACCGCUUUCGGGACUGGACUGUCAGGCUGCCCUAUCUAUAUGCGCGCUCCUGCGUAAGCUUGCACAGAAAGGCUUGGCUAUCCUUUGUACCAUCAGCCAACCGUCUGUACGGCUUCUGCAGUCUUUCGAUCGACUGAUUCUGCUGGCAAAGGGAGGGAAACAGCUAUAUUUUGGCAAAAUAGGUGUCUCCUGCAAGACGGUGAUCAGCUACUUCGAACAAAAUGGGGCCAGACAACGCAAUGCAGAGGAGAACCCUGUAGAAUGGGUGUUUGAGGUCACCGGCUCCAAUGCCGAUUCUGACAGUCCACAAGACUGGUCAGAGACUUGGAACAACUCUCCCGAGCGAAAGGCUGUCAGAAAGAAACUUCUUCAGCUGAAGGAAAAGUUUGCGGGCCAGCUGGAAUCGGUCAAUGAUCCCAGUGCCUCAGAUAUAAUUCAGCAAGCAGUAGCUCAACUUGACGUGAGGGACCUCCAGCGCACUUACUAUAAAUAUCUUUUCUUGGAAAAGAUGCAGCUCCCUCUGGAUUAUCUCAAACCAGAUAUCUACGGGCAAUUGCUUGCAGACUCUGCAGCUAUACACCGCCCACUAUAUCCUCUCUGAAGAUCAAACGAGGCUCAAUCAUCAAUUCGCCCUCGAAGUACUGUUGUCUCUGGUAUUCUCUUUUGGUUACGCUGCUGUUGUUAUGGAUGAGGACGAGCUAAGGAGAACGGCCUUUGAGUCUCGUUCUUUACGCAUCCCACUCUAGAAGUGACACGAAUUCAGCCAUUAUUGAUAGAUUUCGACAUUCAUCUAAAUCGUUCUGUUCCUGCCCAGAGACUGCUGCAGUUUACAAACGCUAAUGUUCAUAUGACCCUGCCGACUCUGGGACAUGAAGUGAGGCAAACUAAAGCAAAACAUGGUAGCAUUAUCAUCGCGAGCUUACCGAGAGCUAAAUACUGUGGAAACCCUAAUGAAUCAAUUCUAU